This is a messenger RNA of Balaenoptera ricei (Rice's whale), 2496 nucleotides long. RefSeq lists its product as uncharacterized. NCBI's taxonomy places the organism in Eukaryota, Metazoa, Chordata, Mammalia, Artiodactyla, Balaenopteridae. The transcript has 2 exons. Bases 1363 to 2022 code for a protein of 219 amino acids. The record is from RefSeq and is a predicted model, not a curated record.
GGCCUCCGGGAGCGGGGCCUUUGCCCCGGCCGCCCCGGCCUCACAGGCUGUCCUGCCGGGAAGGGCAUGUCCAGCCAGGGCUCGGGAGGGCCCCGCACGCUGGGGUCACUGCCGGGGACACCUGCAGUACUCGACCCACCCUGGGCACGGCUCUGACUUGUGGGCGUCCGGGGGCUCCUCAGGCUUCUUCAUCCCGGGGUUCCCAAAACUGCUGAGAUUCCAGGCCCAUCACGAGCACGUUCUAGGCAGCGCCCUCCCCCAGCGGAAGCGACACCUGGUGAGUGGAAGUGUCGUCCCCCACCACAGAGGCGCUGUCCCACGGCCACUUCGGGGGCCUGGCCCCCCUGAAGGCUUCAUUCUCCUUCUCCUGGGGGGCCAGGGGCGAGCUCGGGCCGAGCAGGCCCAUGGGCAGCACGUCCCCCCGGCCCCUGGGGGCAGCUGCACAGGGCCCUGAAACAGGGAGGAUGCCAGCCGAGCAGGAGUAUCUUCGUCCAGGAGCCACAACCCCACCGGGAUGAGCCCACCCAGAGGAGGAGCCGUAGGGCUUUGUCUGAUGCAGCCUGGGAGGUUUGUAGGGACCAGAGGCAGAUGCGGGGUGGGGGGGUUCUUAGCCUGUGCUGGGACCCCCACUGCGCCCUGCUCAAGCUGCCCCUCCUGUGCCUACUGUCCCCACGGACCCCCUUUUUGCUCACCCUGAAGCUCUGGGACGCCUACAUCCUAGAGGGCGAGCGUGUGCUCACGGCCAUGGCGUACACGGUCCUCAAGGUGCACAAAAGUAGGUGGGCCUGAGCGUGGAGCACGCAGGCUGCGGCGGAGGGAGGCCCAGCCGGCACGCAAGCUGGGCAGCGUGCCCUCUGGAGAGCGCCCUUUGCUAUGGCCCUGCCCAUGGCUCUCCCAGGCACAGCUGGACCCCCAGGUGUGGCACACAGCGGAACACAGCCGCAGCCCAUGGGAGGCGCCCCAGGGUGCGGGGGGCUGAGCCUUCCCAGUGGGGCCCCCGCUGUCCUGACAGCAUCUGCAGCCCUAGAACGCUUCCUGAAGCUGCCCCUGGAAGGCCUGCAGGAGUUCCUGCAGGACACGCUGUCCCGGGCCUGGGCCCUGGAGGAUGACACAGUGCCCAGGCAGCUGCAGGCCUCAGUGGCUGAGCUAUACAGGACACGGUGUGACCUGCUCCCCCGCAGCGAAACCUGAGGAGUUCCCCACGAGGCCCCUGGGCCUCUCCCUACCCCUCCCCGCAUCACGAUGCUCCCCGGAGAGGACGGACUGGCCCUCCCUGGCCCACCUGCCCAGCACAAGUAGCCCGGACCCUCACCCGGCCCGGCCGUCCAGAAGGCCAAGGAGAAGCAGCAGCAUGAGGGGACCAUGGGCACAAGCCUCCCUCUGGGGGCCUCGGAGCCUCCACGUCUGGCCUGCCCGCCCGCAGCCCAGGACAGCCCUCAGGAUCGGCUGCGGCCACGGCGAUGGAAUUCCCUCCCAAACCUCCCAAUGAACCAUGAGGCCACAGGCAAGUGGCCCCCGGACAUCAGCUUUGAGCCGGAAGGCUGGGUCCCUUCCCCUGCAGCACCUGGCUGGGCCACCCCCAGGGCCGCCCAACAGGCCUGGCCCUGCAACCCCACUGAGGCCCCUGCCACCGGCUCUGCCCAGCCUGUUGAAGACAGCGCCGCCGGGCCCAGGACGCUCCUCCUGCCCUGUGGCACCUGCAGCCAGCGCCCCUUCCAGGGCAGUGACCAGCACGGCCACGACGGAGUCAGGGCAGCGCCCCAAGAGCUGCCCCAAGGCCCCGCACGUCCCCACGACCCCCUGACCUCUACAUCCACAGGGAAGCUGGACGCUCAGGGGCCUCCAGAAGACAAGGUGACUGUGAGCACAGUGACCCCGAGGCCCCGGGAAGCCAGCGACGCGCCCUGGUGCUUCAUGCUGGCCUUCCUGGAGGACGGUGCGCCCCUCGCACAGCACAAGUCCCUGACCCGGAAGGGCCUGGCCUGGCCUGAAUUUGGGCCCCGGGAGGGCGGGGCGCCGUGAGCCUCCCCCAAGCCAGGAUGAUGACUAAAGGGGCUGCCCUGGCCAGUCCAGAAUUCUGGCCCAAGGCAAGGCGAGCCUUCUCGGAGCUGUAUAUGGCCAGCUGGGGCCUGGACGUGCCCCACAAGGCCACUGCGGUGACCUGAGGUGGCUCUGGGAGCAACAGGCCGCCUCCACCGAGGGGGUGGCAGGGGCAGGUGGGCCGACCGCACCCCCGUACACAUAAGGAGGCAGGGCUGGCCAGAUGCCGGAGCCCACGCAGCCACCUGGGCCCCGCGAGGCAGAGCAGAGGGCGCUGCUGGGCAGGCUGGACCCAACAGGCUGCAUCCCUUCCUCUGCCAAAGUCAGUUACUGCCUUUCAGGGUCCCCAAAGCUCAGGAAAUACAACCCCAUCCGGAGGCCAAAUGAGCUCCUCGCCUCCCAGCCAUUCCUUACGAAGGCCUCCCUCCCAGGGGAAGGGACAGCCUUUGGUCUCAA